Molecule: messenger RNA, 376 nt
Organism: Paramecium octaurelia
Lineage: Eukaryota; Ciliophora; Oligohymenophorea; Peniculida; Parameciidae
Source: the annotation of a GenBank genome assembly
UAUUAAAAAAUUCAAUGGCAAGAGGUACUCCAGCAAUCGGUAAGAGACAUCAAAAGACUCAUACUUUUUGUAAAAGAUGUGGCAGAUAGACUUUCCAUAUUUAAAAAAAUAGAUGUGCAUCAUGCGGAUAUCCAGCUGCAAGAUUGAGACUUUGUAAAUUCAUAAAUUGAAUAAUAGACAGCGGAUGGGGAGAGAAGGUCGCUAGAAGAAGAUCUACUGGAACAGGAAGAAUGAGAUAUUUGAAGUCAAUCGCUAGAAGAGCUAAGAAUGGUUUCAGAGCUGGAACAUAAGCUUAACCAAAAGUUAAAAACACAUAAAAAAAAUGAUUUAAAAUCAAAUGCUUAAUAAAUAGUACAUUAAUAUGUUAUGAGACUUC